GGAGAGGAAAAACAGAGACGGAGAGAAUUGAAACAGAGGAGAGACUUUUAAAUCAUACCCCCCAAAAAGAGCACCUCAUUUCCGGCCCCUUUCGAAGCUACAGAGGAUCGACAAAAAGAAGGGGAAUUGGGCAAAGAGAUGGAGGAAGUAGCUCUGAUCAUCGACGAGCUGCGGUCGAGCACGGCGAUCUCCCACUGCAGAAUCUGCCACGAGGCCGAGUUCGAGAGCUCCCAGAGCUUGGAAGCUCCCUGUGCUUGUUCCGGAACUGUCAAGUUCGCGCAUAGAGACUGCAUACAGAGGUGGUGUAAUGAGAAGGGCAGUACUAUCUGCGAAAUAUGUCUCCAGAAUUAUGAACCCGGAUAUACUGCAACUUCGAAGAAGUCACAGUCGAUUGAGGCUGCCGUGACUAUCAGGGAUAGUUUGCAAGUCCGCAGAACUGAGCACGAGCAGCUAGGCCUGAGAGCCGUAACCACAUCUGACGAAGAGGCGGAUGACUCCGACUACUCCGAAUGCACCUCCGCAGCCGAUCGAGGUGCUGCAUUCUGCCGAUCGUUUGCUUUUACGUUCACUGGCUUCUUGCUUCUAAGACACAUACUGGAAGUGCUUGAUGGUAAAGCGGACCAAUACCCGUUUGCGCUUCUCACGGUGCUUGUAUUGAGAAUGAGCGGCAUCAUUAUCCCCAUGUACAUCGUGGUUCAAACAAUUACGGCAAUCCAGAACAGCUUCCACCGUCGAUGUCAUGAUGUUGGCGAUGAAAUAUCCAACGAUGAUGACGAAGAUGACGAAGACGAUGAGGAAGAAGAUGAUCGGCAGAGACAUCAUAUAGUCUAAUGAUACAAUUAAACUGAUUCUUUUUAUUUUUUUCCUAAUAUCCUUGUACUAAUGAGCAUUUUAUUGAUGCUUCAAUUUGUCUUGUAAAUCAGAGCUUCGGCGGGGAAAAAGAAAAAAUGUAGAAAAAUUAUUAUUCUUUUGAAAAUUCUUUCACGAAUAAUAUAUAUAAAUAAAUAUAGUUUCAUCCA
Molecule: messenger RNA, 1019 nt
Organism: Punica granatum (pomegranate)
Lineage: Eukaryota; Viridiplantae; Streptophyta; Magnoliopsida; Myrtales; Lythraceae
Source: RefSeq, a predicted model, not a curated record